GAACGAGAAGCCAGAGGCAGAGAUCGAGUACUAGGGCAUAAUCUCAAUGGCGACUCCUGAUCAUGCUGAAAAUGAUCUUCAGCCAUUCUUUGUUCUUCACAAAGCUUUGGUUCAGAAAUCUGUGAGGAAAUCAUCAGGAUCUAGGAAAAUCAGGAGGAGAAUUGAAUUAUCUCCAAUAUCAGCUAAAAAUGCUGAGAAAAUGGAAAUUGGCACUGGUGAAGAAUGGGAUGAUCAUCACUAUGAGCACUUGCGAAUGGAAGCUUUCAAUUUUGUUUGGUCGAAGAUUGAGUCCACCAUUAAGGAUGUUUUGAGGAACAUCAAUCUUAAUGUAUUCAAUGAGAUUCAUCGCUGGGUUUGUGAAUCAUUUGAUGCAAUUAAAUCAUGUGGGACCACUCUCACCAAGGCAACUCACUCAUACCCCAUUGUAACUGAUGCUACUUUUAGACAGCUAUUCACUGGGUUGGUUUUCACCAAGAAUAUGGAGUUUGUUGAUGAUCUGAUGACGUUUGAAGAGCUCGGUCUACAUCUAAAAUCUCACGGAUGUCAUGUGGCUAACUUAUCAUCUAUUGACUUUUCGGCUAAUAAUGGCAUUGGUGGCUGUCUCAGAAGUUUGUUGAGACAGUUUCUAAUGGUUACUUUGGAUGCAGCUGAUAUAUCCAUUUUAGCAUCAUGGUACAGUGACCAAGGAAACUACAACAAGCCUGUGGUUGUGAUUAUAGAUGAUAUGGAGCGAUGCUGUGGGUCUGUAUUAUCAGAUUUCAUCCUUAUGUUGAGUGAAUGGGCGGUCAAGGUUCCAGUCAUUUUAAUAAUGGGAGUUGCAACGACUCUUGAUGCCCCAAGAAAUAUACUUCCUUCAAAUGUGCUCCAACACUUGCACGUUUCCAAAUUCCUCCUGGGAUCUCCAUCUGAGAGAAUGGAUGCAAUUGUUGAGGCUGUUCUUGUGAGACUGUGUUCUGGGUUUUGUGUUGGCUACAAGGUGGCUGCUUUUAUGAGAAACUACUUUUUAAGGCAAGAUGGAACAUUAACCUCUUUUAUUAGAGCUUUGAAGUGGUUUCAGAUUGCAUGUGUCGUACAUUUCUCCUCAGAGCCUCUAAGUUUCAUGCUCAAGGCGUUAUUUGUUGAGGAAAACAGUCAGGGGUUUUGGAGUGAAGAACAUGCACUCUUUCCAGAAGAAAUGUUAAAAUACGCUUUUGAUCUUCCAUCUUGUAGGAGGAAUAACACGGAAGAACGGACUGGUGAAAACUUGGCUCAUGAUUUGUCAGAACUGAAGAGAUUGCAAAAGUGCUGGAGCACUAUAGUUCUGUGCCUAUAUGAAGCUGGAAAGUAUAAUAAAAUCCAAUUGUUAGACUUGUUUUGUGAGGCAGUUGUUCCAUGUUUGGGCAACUCAACAGCUUCUAAUCAUCACUUGGGUUCUGGAAUAUCAUCUUCUAGUGAUCACUCUAUUCAUCACCAAUAUCUGAUCUCGGAAAAGUGCAGUUUUAUCUGUCAAGCAAUACGCAAGGUGAGGGAUCUCCCAGUUGUGCUACUUUAUCAAUUGCUUAAGAGCUGGGAAAAACUCACAGAGGAUGUCAUUGAGAUUCAUGACAAAGUGAAGGAACUCCAAUCUCUGCUGAAAUUUGAGAAUGGCAAGAGUUUGAAACAAGAUUUGACGAAUAUACCCAAGAGACAUACAUCUCGGAGUCAUUUAAAUAUGGAUAAGGACUCAAAAGUGUUAAAUGAGAAAGCUGCUAGGUUGAUGGAGACCAUGGUUAGGGAUUACAUGCAGCCUGUUGAGUGCAUACCUUUUCACGAAAUAGUGUGUUUUAAGAAUGUUGACAAACUACAAUCAGCUUUAAUGGGAGACCCAAGAAGAAGAAUUCAACUUGAUCUUCUGGAGUUCCAAAAAAUCCUUCUUUGUAGUUGCUGCAGCAAUAGUAGUAAAGCGAUAUUACCAUCUAUGCACAACACUUCAAUUCUGUAUACCCUGGCUCAGGAGCAUGGUGAUCUUAUCAAUCUCCAUGAUUGGUACCAGUCUUUCAAAUCAACUGUCUUUCAGCCAAGUACCAAAGGGAAACACAAGCUGAAGCAGUCCCCAGCUAAGAAAAGAAAGGACACAAAUGAAUCUCAAAACCAGAGUGAAGCAUCGAUUCAAGUGCGAUUCUGCAGGGCAGUCACAGAGCUCCAGAUUACUGGCCUGCUUCGGAUGCCCAGCAAAAGACGGCCAGAUUAUGUGCAGAGGGUAGCAUUCGGAUUGUAACGACUGGAGCCAGCCAUUAACCGGUUUGCUCUGCCUUGCUUCAUUCUUCUUUGAUGAUCUAUCCUUAUAUGCAAUUGUAUGAUUAUUUCGUUCAAAGAUUAGCUGAAAAAUGCAGUUUUAGGUAUAAGAAUGAUGUUUGUAGUUGUAUCAAUGAACUGAAGAAAAUUAACACAGGGAACUUCUACUGAAAUAACAAUUUGUUCCUUUAUCAUCUAGGUUGUGGAAA
Vitis riparia (riverbank grape) is the source of this 2462-nucleotide messenger RNA. Its product is annotated as origin of replication complex subunit 3. Gene Ontology annotation, molecular function: DNA replication origin binding. The transcript is spliced from 17 exons. NCBI's taxonomy places the organism in Eukaryota, Viridiplantae, Streptophyta, Magnoliopsida, Vitales, Vitaceae. Gene Ontology annotation, biological process: DNA replication; DNA replication initiation. The record is from RefSeq and is a predicted model, not a curated record. Bases 47 to 2236 code for a protein of 729 amino acids. Gene Ontology annotation, cellular component: nuclear pre-replicative complex; DNA replication preinitiation complex; nuclear origin of replication recognition complex.